AAGUAUUUCACAGACGAAUAAUUCUGAAACGAGAAGAAAAAUUCUCUCUAAAAUUGAAAUUAUUAAGUGACCUAGUUGCAUCAGCUUGCCUUCCUUCCUCCAUCUUAUUUUUUACCUUCCUGCGAUCUGAGGUGUGAGCUGCAAGAAUGAAGCUUGUGAUGAGAUGUUCACCACACCACCCAGCGUGGGCAAAGUAAGAACACAAGCACACAGGCAAACGCGAGGCGCAGGGGCUGAGCACUCACCAUCCGAACCGCUUUAAUCCGUAUGGAGGCCAGGGGCCUUGCACUGGUGAAGAGAAGUCUAAAGAUGAAAGAAACCGACAUUCAAGAAAGAAAACUCCUGUGGCUGUUUAUUUGUGGAACAAGAAGCUACUUCCUUAUUGAUUCACUUCUGUCCUGUUCUCUCCACUGUGAGCCAGAGGAGUUGAAGGUCCGCCCCCCUCGUAUUCCAGGCCCGGACUUUGUGCCCAGAUCAAGCACCGCCAUGAGACCGGAACCCAUGAAUUCCACCAACAUCUACGACGCAAAUGAGGAUUACUUUGGGUUGGCUAAUAGUUCAGAUUAUUCACUCGAUGUUGACAGCUUUCUAUGCUCCUUGCAGGAGGUCAGAAAGUUCUCUGGGCUAUUUGUGCCACUUGCUUACUCCUUGAUAUGUGUCUCUGGCCUUCUGGGCAAUAUCUUGGUGGUGGUCACCUUUGCUUUUUAUAAGAAAGCCAAGUCUAUGACCGACGUUUACCUCUUGAACAUGGCCGUGGCAGACAUCCUCUUUGUCCUUACCCUCCCGUUCUGGGCGGUCAGCCAUGCCGCUGGCGAGUGGAUUUUCAGCAACGUCGUGUGCAAACUGACCCGGGGCAUCUACGCCGUCAACUUUAACUGUGGGAUGCUGCUCCUGACGUGUAUCAGCCUGGACCGCUACGUCGCCAUCGUGCAGGCCACCAAGUCCUUCCGGCUCCGGUCCAGAACCUUGGCUCACCGCAAAAUGAUCUGUCUGGUCGUGUGGGUGGUGUCGAUCUUCAUCUCCAGCUCGACCUUCACGUUCAACCAGAAAUACAAGCUACAAGGCAGCGACGUGUGCGAGCCCAGGUACCACACCGUCUCCGAGCCAAUCCGCUGGAAGCUGCUGAUGCUGGGGCUGCAGCUCCUCUUCGGCUUCUUCAUCCCGCUGGUGUUCAUGAUAUUUUGCUACAUGUUUAUUGUCAAGACCUUAAUGCAAGCUCAGAAUUCUAAGAGGCACAGAGCCAUCCGCGUGAUCAUAGCCGUGGUCCUUGUCUUCCUGGCUUGCCAGAUCCCACAUAACAUGGUGCUUCUCGUGACCGCCGUCAACCUGGGCAGGACGGACCGCUCAUGCAGCAGCGAGAGGCUGCUGGGCUACACCAGGAACGUCACCGAGGUCCUGGCUUUCCUGCACUGCUGCCUCAACCCGGUGCUCUAUGCCUUCGUCGGUCAGAAGUUCAGAAGCUACUUUCUGAAGAUCAUGAAGGACCUGUGGUGUGCGAGGAGGAGGCAGAAGGCGCCGGGCUUCUCCUGCUCCCGCCUGCACUCGGACAACUUCAUCUCCCGGCAGAACAGCGAGACCGCGGACAAUGACAACCCGUCCUCCUUCACCAUGUGACGCCCCCCCGGGCUCGGCGCGGACGGGCGGACGGGCAGGACAAAAAUGCGCGGGGCGUGUGGACAUGAAGCAAAAGCGAGCGGGGUCUCUCCUGCAAGAUCAGGGCUGCACGUGCUCGGGGUGCCAGCGGCACGCUGACGGGCAGCACCCCCCAAACUCACUUGCCGGGGUUGCUCUGUGCCCCUGUCCCUGACGGCUGGCGUUCUGCAAAACAGGCUUUGGGAAAUGCUGAAUGAAAAUGACUUGCUGACAAACGUGGACACUUUCAGGAAUAUUCGCUACGCGGCCCGAGACCACAGUUUCUUCUGGUCAUCGCACAACACCCCACGGCUUAAAAAACCCAGAUGGAAAAAACAAACGAAAGCCCUCAUGUAACUGAUUUUAGGCAGAAGGUUAGACAUUUUUCCAUCGCGAUGGUUACUGUUGGGAAUCGUAAUAGCAAGAUGGGCUGGCUUGAGCUUUAUCUCAUUUCCCUGUGAAAAAGUGUGAGCUUUGUCUCAUUUCUCAAGCAUGAGCUCAUAAAAAGGCAGGCGAAAAACAAGCUCAGAGACAGAAGAGGUGGCUGCAUAAGUACUAGUGACACUUGUCACGGUGGAUAAGGCAGUUGAGGUUGUAACAGGCCGUCAGGAAGUGUAAGUUUGCUCCAUUUCCCUCAGUGAUUGGAAAUUCUCCUCUAAAAAUCCAUUAGACUGCAUGCAUUUAGCAUACAGAAGGGGCUUAGUAAUUAUUUGUUUAACAAAACACAAUAGAAUCGGAGCUUACAGUGCAGUUUAAAGAGUUAGUUGUUUAAAUUUUUUUUUUAAUAAAUAGAGUACUUUUUAAAAAAGAACCAGGAAACUUUGCUGAGACAAUAAUGAAAGAACUUCUGUUCAUUUCCAUCAUGGAGCUGAAGAAAGAUGUGUGGAGGGGACCCUGGUAGUGACGAGCUUCAAAUUAGCUUCUCGGAGAGCUUGGAUCACGUUGGCUUCUGCUGCAGUAAAGUGGUGUUACCUAAAGUCUGAUCUUAACGAUGGAAUCAGUUUUUAAAUCUCUUUGACGGCAUCAAAAGUUCAUAGAACUCAGGUUUUGACAGUGCUUUGUAAAUAUUUGAACCUAAGGGGAAAAGCAUCAACACACCUUACAAAAACACAAACACGGCAAUUGCCUGGUGGUCCAGCGGUUGGGACUCUGUGCUUUCACUGCUGAGAGCCCAGAUUCGAUCCCUGGUCGGGGAACUAAGAUCCCGCAAGCCUUGAGGCGUGGCCAGACCAAACCAACCAACCAACCAAACAAACAAACAAACAAAACCCCGCAAAUGCGUAUUAGAAAAGUCCUGACAUGAGCUGCAAAGAUACUGACGUGUUUUAAGUGUUAUCUGAAACGUUCUCUUGUUCUUACAAGCUUCAGCUACAUCUCUACAUGAAAUUCAACAUGAUCUCUUAAGAUCCAAAGCCUGUAUUUUUUUUUUUUUUUUUUUUUUUUUGCGGUUCGCGGGCCUCUCACCGUCGUGGCCUCUCCCGUCGUGGAGCACAGGCCCGGGACGCGCAGGCCCAGCGGCCACGGCUCACGGGCCCGGCCGCUCCGCGGCACGUGGGAUCUUCCCGGACCGGGGCGCGAACCCGCGUCCCCUGCAUCGGCAGGCGGACUCCCAACCGCUGCGCCACCAGGGAAGCCCCAAAGCCCGUCUUUUUAAACAUGGUUUUGGCUUUUGCAAAAUAAAACUGUUCUGUGGGUGAAGUAGGAAUUGUCUUUCAGUCUCAGGGCUCCGACUGGGAGACCCUGGUGUUCAGGGGUCCCACGUCCUUCAAAUCUGUUAGCGCGUGACUUCAGACAUCAGAGCAGGGGAGGCGUUACUCAGAUGCUUCUUUCGGUUUGACCAGAGCACUGAUGAGAUCUGUGAAAGUGUGGUUCAAAACCGGCACAGAAACAUCAUGCUGACUCGGCGAAGCUGGAAUCAAGGUCUUCUGCAUCUCAGUCUCCAGAGGAGUGAAACUUGCUUCUUUAUGCAAUAACCCUUUUCAGACUUCAGCCAUAAUGAAUAAAGGUGU
Physeter macrocephalus (sperm whale) is the source of this 3641-nucleotide messenger RNA. RefSeq names its product C-C motif chemokine receptor 6 (gene CCR6). Gene Ontology annotation, biological process: G protein-coupled receptor signaling pathway; thymocyte migration; immune response. Gene Ontology annotation, molecular function: C-C chemokine binding; C-C chemokine receptor activity. Lineage: Eukaryota; Metazoa; Chordata; Mammalia; Artiodactyla; Physeteridae. The record is from RefSeq and is a predicted model, not a curated record. The transcript has 3 exons. The coding region runs from base 268 to 1614 and encodes 448 amino acids. Gene Ontology annotation, cellular component: external side of plasma membrane; membrane.